This is a messenger RNA of Arctia plantaginis, 390 nucleotides long. The record is from the annotation of a GenBank genome assembly. NCBI's taxonomy places the organism in Eukaryota, Metazoa, Arthropoda, Insecta, Lepidoptera, Erebidae.
AUGUACAAGAUCGUAUUUUUCCUCGCUACCCUCGCUUUGGCCUGUGCCAAGCCUAGUGUGGUUGCACCAGCGCCUUUAGUCGCGGCACCUGCACGUCUAGUCGCAGCUCCAGCUCCAUUCGUUACGGCUUCCAGCUCCCAAUAUGUAUCAAGAAACUACAAUGGUCUGGUCGCCGCUGCUGCUCCUCUAGUCGCCUCAGCCCCUUUGGUCGCUCCCGCCCCCUACUUUGCCGCUCCAGCAUACGCCGCACCUGCAGCUAAUCUAGUAGCAGCGCCUGCACCUGUUGUGCCCGCUUUUGCUCGUUACGCAGCGCCCUACAUUGCGGCUUCACCUUACUUCGCUGCAUCCCCAUACUACGCCCCUUCUGCUCCUAUUGUCGCCCUCAAGUAA